AUGGCCAAGAAUGUGAGUUUAGCUUCAAUGGAUCAAAAACUAGCUAUGGCUAAGCGUUGCUCUUAUGAAGGAGUAGUAGCAGGAGCAAAAGCAGCUGUUGUUGCAUCUGUUGCUACUGCCAUUCCAACAUUUGCUAUUGGGAAGAUGUCACUAUGGGCAAGAACAUAUCUGAAUCCAACAGCUAAAGCUCUAAUUAUCUCAACAGCUGCUGGGAUGGCAUAUUUUGUUGUAGCUGACAAAACUAUUCUCAAAAUUGCAAGAGAAAACUCCUUUAAACAAAACUAAUUAAGGCUCACAAAUAAAUUAAUUUAAGUAUUUUAGUGUAUAUCUAAUAUUAACAUUACCUAAUUUAUUUUAGGUAUCAACCAAAAUAAAAUAAAAACGGAUGGUUGUAACGUA
Molecule: messenger RNA, 399 nt
Organism: Solanum pennellii
Lineage: Eukaryota; Viridiplantae; Streptophyta; Magnoliopsida; Solanales; Solanaceae
Product: early nodulin-93-like
Exons: 3
Coding region: 1-285 (94 amino acids)
Source: RefSeq, a predicted model, not a curated record